GUCAGCAGCGAGUCCUAAGGUCGUUAGUGGGGCCGUGCUCACUGUAACUGUGCCUCUAGUCAGGUCGUUGUUCUUCCUCAUGAAUCACCAACGCUGGUCAGCAGCCUUCAAAUGCUGAUUUUUUUUCUCGCCAGAAAACCAUCUCUUCUCACUGCUAGCACUACACCAGUGUAUCCAGGACAUAAACAGCCUACAACGGCUGCUUCAAAAUUCGUUUAGAAUCUAGACAACAAUACUGUCACACCACUUUAUACAUCACCAAUCUCACCAUCGCCUAGCCAUCAUGUCGGUUGUCACUCCCGAAAAAUAUAUCGCCGCUCAGGCUAAAAAAGAGCAUCCUGUUCUUCCGGAGCAACUUGAAGCGCUGAGAAAUUUUCUUACAAACCCUACCAUUCCAAUUUCUAAAGUUGCGGAGGAUUUAACUGCACCUGUAAUCGAACUUCACCAGAAAACCAAACAAGAUCCCGAUAUUUUACACAAAUUUGACCACGGCACCUUGUGGGAAUCCAUCUCUGACGCCGUCAGACAGUUAACGGAUUUUAAUGACAGAUUGGUCGAUCUUGUUACGGCGAUUCAGAAAGUACCCGAUCCCGAGGGACACUUUGCUUCCAUGGUUGACUAUACGCAAUAUUGGACCGAGUUUGCCUAUGACUUUAAAGUCCCCCGGUCAAACGACCCAGACCGCGAAGCAAAGGCGCAGGCGUGGGUCAAUAUCAAUGCCUUUUGCUCCAAAAUCUCCACACGCCGCGUCCCAGUGCUCGACGAACGAGAACGCGCUGCGUGGGUGCUCAAAGAAACGCUUGAAAUGGCACCAUGGGAGGAAUUUCACCACUCUGAUCUGGAUGAGAAACUAGAAGAAUAUCCGGAUGAUGAAGUUGUUGCAGAGCAGUGUCAAUACGAACUGGAGUGUCGUGAUGUUAGGGUCCUUGAUUACUGGGCCCCUGCCGCUGCCGUGUGGAUGAAGAUUGAUGCCAAGGGUAUCUACGACAUGGAGGGCAAGAUUUCUGAGGCUGAUGAGCAAGAUUGGUAUCCAACAACCUGGAAGGGGCCUAAAGGCUGGUCGAAAGACCGGUUUUCGUACUGGAUCGAGCGAUUUGAGUGGAUUAGCAAGGUCACGGCCUUGAAAAUGUCAACAAGGAAGGAUGCGGCUGAGGCUGCUGAGAGUAUGAAGAAAGUCGUGAAAGGAAACUAAAACCAUGCUCAGCCCGAUACAAUUCUAGCUUCCUUCUUUCCUAGUAUUCUACAAGGUUUUCCUAGUCUUGUAUCUCUCUCUUAUAAAUGCCUCGAGAAAUUACUAGCUACUGACGUGCUACGUCCGAUACUGUUUGAUUGUUGGGGUAAACUGAAAACGGAUGGGACUAUUCUAUAGUCAUUCAUUCUAGCCAUUUAUGCAGUCUCGUAUUCCGGAUCCAUACAUCCACAUGACACCCCUCAUCAUAU
This is a messenger RNA of Talaromyces proteolyticus, 1440 nucleotides long. RefSeq lists its product as uncharacterized. The transcript is spliced from 2 exons. The record is from RefSeq and is a predicted model, not a curated record. The coding region runs from base 284 to 1192 and encodes 302 amino acids. Lineage: Eukaryota; Fungi; Ascomycota; Eurotiomycetes; Eurotiales; Trichocomaceae.